Messenger RNA from Cinara cedri, 7987 nucleotides. NCBI's taxonomy places the organism in Eukaryota, Metazoa, Arthropoda, Insecta, Hemiptera, Aphididae. The record is from the annotation of a GenBank genome assembly.
AUAACGCCAUAAGGUCAAUAAUAAUUCGUCCAUCGUCCGUACAGCCGUUUAUUGAUAAUCUAUAAAAUAUAUCAAAUCGAGCAAAGCCAUUUUAUCGUUAUGAAAUUAGUAUUUCAUCUAUAAGUGCUAACACCAUCACGUCUCGCCGUGAUGCACGAAAAACAAAUCAUAAUAUCAUAUCGUGUUAAUAUUAUUAAUUAUUAUUGUUAAUCAAUCAAAGACAUUAAAAUCUACCAACCAACGUGUGACUUUUUUUAAAAUUUACAAAAUUAAAAAGUACUUAAAAAAUGUCUUUUUUACCUAUCGGUAUUUCCAAGCAACUUUUUUCGUGUUUUAUAGGUAAUAUACACCUAUUCGCCUACCUACCUUAUAAAUUAUAAUUCAUUUUUAUUAAUACCAUCGAUCGUUUAUUAUUAUAGACUACAUUUUCAGCUAAUUUCUCAUAAUACCAUUAUAAUAUUCGUGAUUACAGUGUCCAUGCCAUUGUUGAUGGCCGGCACGACGUUGGGAUGGUCGUCGCCAAUGAUGGAAUACGUGGCAAAUGGACAGUCACCAAUUCCCCUAACCGCGGCCGAAGAAUCUUGGAUGGUCACUUUCAUAGACAUCGGAAACGUCUUAUUGUCGAUACCGUCAGGCAUACUGAUGGAUCGAAUCGGUAGGAAAAUGUGUGUUUUCCUGACAGUUCCGUUGACGCUAGCCGGUUGGAUACUGAUAUUGACCGCUCGACAGGUAUAAUAAUAAUUAUUACAACGUUUUAGCAAAAAAAAAAAAGUAUAAGUAGGAAAUCUACUAAAUAUUUUUUUCUUCACUAAUGUUUCUGCGCGUUUCCCGGCUAUACCUACCUAUAUUCAUAAACACACCAUGUGUGUAACAAUUUAAUUUAUUAAAAUAAGCAGUGUGAAGAUAAUAUAUUAGUAAUUAUUGAGAUUCAAAUGUUUCAAUGCAAGUACGACGUAGGUAUAUAAAGUGUUGUGGCUAAGAGGCUAUGAACUCUAGGUUACGUCUUCGUCUAUCAUGCAAUACAAUAAUAUGAACUUAUAAACGAAAUUGUAAUUUAUAUAUGCUUUUGGGAAGUUUGUAGAACACAUAAUCAUAUGACAAUAAUAAUAUUCUUAUUAUUGAUGUAAUUUUACAAAUUAAUUAUUUUAUUAGUUACAACUUAUUGGCACAAAUGCAACUAAUCUUAAAUUUUAGAGGGAGGACUAAAAUUAUAUAAUAAUAUUAAUCACUUUAUUUACAAUAUUUUUAAUAGUAAUAAUAUUAAAUUUUGUUUAACAAACUAUUAUAAAUAUAAAAUAAUAAAUAAUAAAUAACUUGGUAUAUCUACAUUUUUACUUUUUAACUAAUUUCUCUAAUCUUUUUCAAUAUUUAUUAGUGAAAAAAUGAAUUAAGAAGUAUAACUGUCUAACUGCAUCAUAAUAAGUGUUAAUCAAGUUAUUUGAGGAUUAAACAAACAUUUGAUUUUGCUAAGUACACGCUAACUUCCGCCUAAUUUCGCCUAUAUUUAUAAGUUAUUAGUUUAUAACCUCUGUUCAUAGAGGCGUAUUUUCAGCGGGGUUCCCGGGUCUCAACCCGCCCCCCCCCAGAAAUAAAUGACAUGCUAUGAAGGAACUAAGAAAGAGAAAAUUAAUUAAAUAUACUAUAUUUUAUAUCGUGUGUUUAUGUAUUACUUAUAUUGUAACUUGUAAUAAUAGAUCGAUAACAUUUAAGAGAGUUUUUACGUACUAUCGUUAUUAUAGUUCUUUUAAUAUUAUAAUAUCAAUAAAAUGUUUCAAUAACAUCUGAAGGGAUCAUAGAUUAACUGGCAAAAAAGAAAAUACGGUAAUCUGUUUUAUUAUAAAUCAAAUUGCAUAAUACAUUAACACAUAAUCCUUAAUCGCAUGCAAGGCGUUAAGUGCUAUAUGCUUUAUUAGGCGACAUCCUCGAACUUCGACUUCCAUGCGUGCCUUUCUUUAUUAGUCAGAGAUCAAGUACUAGCCUUGAUCAAAUCCCUACUUGAAUAUGGGACUAUCGUUUAGACCCCUUAUACCAAAAGUGACUUGAUAAAGUCCAGAACCGCUUUCUUGGUUUUGCCGGGUAUCGUCUAAAUAUCGACCAGACACCGCAUAAUUACGAUCUAGUUAGCGUAAUACUUGGACUUGAACCAUUAUGUGAACAUCACAUCAAAUUCCGUGUCAAUUUUACUAGAGGAAUAUUAUAAGGUCACAUUGACGCACCUCGCGAUUAUGCAUUCGUGUUCCAAGUAACACCAGGUUUCAGGAGUGCUUUUACUUGCCAGUGAUAUCAUUAGCCAGCAAUAAUUAACCAUUCGUACCUAGUCCAUCCUAUAUAUUAUUGUAAAAUAAUUAUUUAUUUGUGUGUGUAAAAAAUUAAAAGCCCGACUGACAUUAAUUUAUAAUAAAUAAAUACAUUUGUAUAUAGUAUAAAUAAAUUAUAAUAGAAAUGGAACAUAAAUAUUCUUUUAAUAAUUUGAAUAAUAUAAUUAUUAACUCACAACUCAUAAAUAUUUAUUAUAGCAUUACAAAAUUAUUUAUUUUAUAAUUCAAAUACAAACUACAAAUUUAGACUCUUCUUCUCAAAAAAAAAAAAAAAAAAAAAAAAAAAAAAUGUCUAUACUAUCCAUUAUAAAUACAAAUAAAUCUAUUGAACUAUAUAAUAUUAUAACCUAAAAAUUAUUUUAUAGGUGUGGUGCUUGUACGUGGCCCGUUUACUACAUGGCGGCGCUAUGGCGAUUUCGUUGAUCGUAUCUCCCUCGUACGUGGGCGAGAUGGCUAGCAUAUCGAUCCGGGGAUCCAUGUCACUUGUGAUCGAGUUCACCUACGCUUUCGGUCUGUUGCUAUCCUAUAUAGUCGGAUGGGUCGCAGACUAUUAUACUUUGGCCACUAUGGGUGCGGCGAUUCCAAUCAUCACCGGCGUAUUGAUGAUCUGGUUACCAGAAUCUCCUUACUAUCUGAUGAUGGUUGGUGAACCAAUAGGAGCGGCCAAGUCACUGCGGAGACUGAGGAGUUAUGACGAUUUGGCGUUCGAAAAUGAACUCCAAAUCAUUAGACACUCCGUUAUGGAAGAAAAGUGAAUAAUACCUAUAUUAUUGGGAUGGGUAAAAUACUUCAAAAUAAGUGUCUAGAUACUCGAUACAUUGAUUUUUCAAUAUCACAAUGCUAGAUACUUGAUACUCUCCAAAACUGAAUCGUAAUACGAGAUAUAAUUGUUUCCAAAAUACCUAUUUAAGAUACUGGUAUCGAAAAUUCCUAUUUAAGAUCCAUCCUAUUUAUUUAUACACACAUUUAACAUUUACCUAAUUUAACUUUUCCCGACCACCUUAUCUGUCAGUGGAUGCUGGUUCGUAUUAUAACUAUGUACUGAUUUUUAAAGAUGCGGUGGACAGCUACGGGACCUUCUAAACAGAGACCGAAUCCCGUUGGUUAUCGUAUUGACGUUAGCCGUGAUACAAAUGGCCUGCGGUGCCAGUGUAAUGGAGGCGUACGCUUCAUCUGUGCUCACUGAUACUGGGCUAUCACCGAACGCUAGCACCGUGGUGUUCGGGCUAUUUAUAAUUGUAGCAUGCGUGCCGGUCGCCCUUACAGUGGAUAGGUAUGGCCGGCGGCCGCUGUUCAUCGUAUCGUGCGUGGGCACCUUUGUCUGUCAUGUGAUCUUAACCGUCCUGUUGUCGAUGGACAAGUUGGCCGGCGUCGGGUGUCUGGUGCUGGCUGGCGUCUGUGGCGCCGAGUUUUUCAUCAACCUCGGGCUUAUACCGCUCGUAUCCAUCGUCCAAUGCGAAUACUUCCCGUCCGACACCCGUGGAUUGGCCAACUCUGUAGUCGUGUUUACUAUCACGCUAACGUCCACUCUGAUGUUGAAGAUCUACCAGCCCGUCACGGAAGCGUACGGCAAACAAGCCAACUUUAUCGGGUAUGCCGUGGUAACGUUUUUCGGCGCGCUGUUCUGUUACUUCUGGGUGCCCGAAACGAAAGGCAUGUCAUUUCUGCAGAUCCAAAAUGACUUCGAGAAGUAUACGUGGCGUGACCAAAAAUUGGACACAAAUAACCAGAUCGAUUAUGACCGGAUCUGAUCGGAAUGCCGCAGUCGCUCGCGAGUACACGUUUUCCGCCACCGCCGCCUAACUGCCAUUUUAGACCGAGGUAAAAAUAAAAUAUAUUAUUUCGUACACGAGUAUUUAAAAGAACUUUUUUUUUAAAAUUUUGUUUUAUUUUUUUGCCUUUAACAGGCAAAACGCGAACGACAUCUUACUUUGAUAUUUUAUAAUAUGAUCGAAUGUUUACACAUAAUAUUGUUUUUGUACGUUUUUAUAUUGGAAAAUACGGUUUGGAAAGGUCCUGCGAUUACCAAUUACCUAUAACGUGUUUUAUGUAUUUACUCGUACAGAAAUAGUAUAAAUUGCAUUAUUAACAAUGUCACUUAAGUGUGGCCGUGUACGGAGAUUGCGGACAUAUUAUUAGGUAGGUACUUCACCAUAUGUAAAAAAUGAUAACCGUUAUAAUUAUGCAUAAGUGAUAUUACCUGAAAUACCUUCAGUUCUAUUAAAUAUUUUAAAGUUUUUUUCUUUAAAUAAUUUCUUGGAAUUUCUAUAUUUUCUAUAUUUUUUAACUAAAAAUACAAAAUUUGAAUUGUUUAAAAAUUUAUUUUUACAACAUCCAAGAUAGUUAUUUUAUAAAUAUAUUUUAAAAUGAAACUUUGGUAUAAAAAAUAUUUUCUAUAAUGUUGAAUUCUUAAAUUUCAAUUUUUUUUUGAAAUUUACGAAAAUCAUUAAUUAAUUAUUUUUCAUGAAAUAUAUGGUAAACCGAUGGAGCUUGUAUAGCAGUGGCAAUGAAAACAAUUUAAACAACCGUUGACUCCAAAAAAUCGUAGACAAUAUAUAUUUAUAAAAUCGCUAUCUUGAAUUUUAUAAAAUCAAUUUUUUUUUUAUAUUUAUUUUAGUUAAAAAAAAUUUGUGAAAUGGAAGAACCAUAGCACAAGGCUCUUUAAUAUUUUUAUAAAAAUAAAAACCUAAAAAUAUUGAACAGAACAAACAAUUUUUCAAGUGUCUGAUCUUCGUGUUAAUAUAAUAAUAUAAGUAUAAGAAAUGUAAGUAUUAAACUAUUAUUUCGAAAAUGUCUGUUUUAAUACAAAUUUUCGAACCAUUUGAAUAAUUUCCCGAAGAAAUUCUCAUUAUUUUAAACAAAACCAUUUUCAUAAAUUAUAUUAUUUUUAACAGGUAUGUGGUAUACUAUUGGCAAUAAAUUUAUUUCGAUAAAAAUAUGCCGUUUCCUUCAAUUCGAAGUGCCUUAGUGGGACUACCUACAUAUAAAUGUACUUUCUUUUGUAAUAUACACUUUUUGACGACACAAUUUUAAGAACACAAAUUGUCUAUAUUCGGAUGCAAAAUCGUAUAUUUAGUAUAGUUUUCAGCAAGAACUAUCGGAGUUAUCAUUGCGUGUUUUAGAAUGUUUUGGGACAAGAACCAAAUAAGUCUAAUAUCAUAAACCGUACAAUCAGUUAUGCUCCUGGACAAAUAUUUUGGUUUGUUAGUUCAACAAAUCCAGAUUGUUACUCAGGUAGGUUUUCGAUUUUUUGAAAAUCAAACUUCUGAAUUCUUACAGCGUUAUUUUCCUAUAUAUUGUAUAGAAUAAAUUAAAAAAAAUAAUAUCAGUUAAUAUUGUAAUAAUAUUAUUGAUUGUGUCCGUAAACACAUAAUAAUAUAUCAUCAAUUAAUUAUCCCGAUAAAUAAAUCAUUACAAAUAAUAGACAUUCUUUUUUUUAUGUAACUUACACAAACGUUUUUACAUUAAUACGCGUAUAAAAAAAUUGCUUUACUCUUAUUUAUUUUGUACAAUUAAUAUUGUUACAAUGAUCUCAGUAAAAUAACAAUAAUUAUUUAUAUGGUUAUACUGUUUAAACAUUUGGAAAGAAUAAACACAAUAUUUAUGUUCUCAAUAAAAAUAUAGAAUGUAAUAUUUUGUUAUGAAAUUAUUAACUCUGGAUCGUUCGCAUUAUUUUAUCGGAGACAUCAAACAGUAAAAAAUGAUUUGAGAAAAAUUUUUUUGUUUUUUUAAAUGCAAUUAGCCCCGGAGGAUAUACCUAAUAUAUAGAUAUAUAUUUAUUUUUUCUUAUCAUAACCUAAUAAAAAGUGAAGUUGAUUAUAAUGAUAUUAUUACUGUACACAGUAGCGAUUAUGACGCUAACACACAUAUUAUAUUGAGAUUAGGUAUAUAUAUACAUAACGUUGUAAAUAAUGUAAUAAUAUUAUUAUUAGUUUAAAGGCAUUAAUUAUUUAUAUAUAUAUAUUUUUUUUUAUAUUCGUUACAUAAGCCGUAAAAAAAAUUAUUUACAUUAUAAUAUAUUAUACUUUGUAAAUUUUGAAUCGUGAUAAUUUACUUUACUUUUGAAUAGCUUAUAGUUUUUUAUUGUAUUAUAAUAUUAUUGUCAGUAGCAUGGCUAAGAGUCCUAUGUUUCAACUGAAAUUGGUAGGUGGAUUGUGUGGUAGUCGGAGGCGUACAGUAAGACUAUAGUAAAAUCAUAGGGUGAGGCAUUUUAUGUCGAUAUUAUUAAUUACAAUUUAGUUCCAAUUUGUUCACAAGAGGGAUGCAUAGUGGGCCCGAUAUUAAUGACAAUGGACAAAAACUUAAAGAAAAAACACAUGGAUUUAUAACAGAUUAUGUUGCUGUUGUAUUUGAGGAGUUUACCGCCUUUAAAUCAUAUGUUUACAUAGUUGUUUAAAUUUAUUUAUUUAUUUUCCAUUUUCCAUUUGUACAAUGCAUAUCGAGUUAUAAUUUAAUUUAAUUUUAUGCUAUUUUUUUCAACCUUUAUGGUGUUUAGUAAAAAAUCAUAUAAAAACUAGUUUUAUGAUUCAUUUUUUUUCUUUUUCUAAAAUUGUAGACAAGUCCACAUCAUAUUAUCUAUAGUAUUAUCAGAAAUAAGAUCUAUUUAUUAAAUACUUAACUUUUAAUUGCACAUAUUAGCACGAUUUUGUUUAACUAGAGAAAUUGUUUGCAAUUUUCAGUUCAUUUUUCUUUGUAUCUCAUUACAUGCAUUUAUGUUUUAAUUCAAAUUUGUGAUGAACAAAAAUUAAAUUAUUUUAAGUAUACAAUUUUUAAUUUCUUUACAUUAUACUUAAUGCUAUAGUCAACCAAAAAUAUAUAAGUCAAUAUAUUAGAAUUAUAUUUUUCGAGUUAAAAAUAGCACCCUCUUACCUCUCAAAAGGGUUUAAAAUUUUAGAUAUUAAAAUCAUUAUCAAAUUGUAUUCAGUGACAUCAAAAACGUAUAUUUUAACAUAUGGAACGAUAACUUCGGGUAAACGAAGUUUGUGUAAUAUCUAUUUUAGUAUGUUUUUUGGGGAUUCUGGCUUGUGCCGUAAUAGUGGCGGUGGUAAUAAAUAUAGAGAAUUUCUGUUUUCAUAAAAAAAUUAUUCUGUACACACUACUGUCCGAUAUUAAGAUUAUGAUUAUCUAGCAUAUAGACAAAGUCUUAGAAUUAUAUUUGAACAAAAUAUAAUUAAACUAUUUAUACAUGUUGUAUUUUUUUUAGCAUUGUAUUUUAAAUGCCAUUCUUAUAUGAUUACUUAAUAUAGUUAAGUUAUAAUGAUAUUAAUUGUAUAUAAUCUCAAAUUCUUGUUAUAACAUUAGGCCCCGUUCAUUUGUUUAAUUUUUUAAAUGCUUGUAAUUAUAGUCAUUGCAUCAUUAAAAUUUAAUUCAAUAUUACCUACAUAUCGAUAUUUGAUAAAUAUGAUUUAUAUAACUACAUAAACUAAUAAUUUGAUAUACCUAAACGUUGUAACAUAAUUGUAUCAAUCGUUAGUCAUUAAAAAUUAUAUAUUAUGGUUUUAUACCUGUAAUAUAUUUUAUUAUUAUCGGAUAGAAAAAAAGUUCCAAUAGUUUCUACACAUUUUUUUCUUCACCUCAACCUCAGUCUCCACUCAAUCACAACCUCACCAUCGACUCCAAAAUCAACCGGCUCAACUUCAUCCUUAAUCUUAUUGUCAGAAUUAUCCUCG